Messenger RNA from Knipowitschia caucasica, 3342 nucleotides. Lineage: Eukaryota; Metazoa; Chordata; Actinopteri; Gobiiformes; Gobiidae. The record is from the annotation of a GenBank genome assembly.
AUGUAUGUCAAUUUGGGUUUCAACUUGCGCCGGCGCUCCAGCAAAGGUCACAGCUCAAGAGUGUGCACUGGAGUGAGGAGGGUAAAACAGAAGACCUCCACAAACCUGCAGGGACACAGCCUCAUUAAUGCUAAUGGGCUGAGAGCCUACAAUGGCCUUAUAGCUCAAAACCUGGACCAUGCCAGGAAUGAGAGAAAUCGGACUUACCUUCAGGAGAAGAAUGAUAAAAAGAGGAAGCAGGAGGAAGCCAUAAAGAGAACGGGCGAGGACAUCACGUCUGAAGGCAAGCAUUUCCGCAUGGGUUCAAUCACCGUGCUGGAGCCGCCUGAGCGCGUGCCCGUACCACAUCCGCACGCCCUCGCAUGCGGCCAAGGCUUCUCCGUGCGCUCCCAGUCGCUGCACUCCGUCGGUGGUGGGAACACUGGAGGCGGUGGUGGUGGUGGAGGAGGAGAGGAGGAAGUGGGAAGUCCUACCUCCAGAAAACAGCCCCCUCCCAAACCCAGGAGGGACCCGGCCACCAAACUGAGCAUGUCGUCCGAGGCGGUGGACCACAAUCCCACGUCCACCUGCCGCGGGGACAGAUGUGAUGCACCACAAGGAUGCAGUGAGGACUGCAAAAGGGUGCCACCUCCAAAGCCCAAGAGGAACCCCAACACUCAGCUGAGCGUUUCCUUUGACGAGUCCUACAUCAAAAGCCACAGCUCGUCCAAAUGCCUCCAUCAUGUGACCUCACCCUGCGAGCACAGCACAUGCUCCCCUCAGAGUGACGACAGCCCCACAGACGACUGUGAGGACGAGCCGGUCUACAUCGAGAUGGGGGGCAUCGAUAUUGGACCAAGGGAGCCCCUCAAAAGUGAGGAUGACGAGCCCGGGGAGUCGGUGUAUGAAGAAAUGAAGUACCCCAUUUUAGACGACCAUGAAUAUCGCACUGAUCCUAUCGGAUGUCGUUCCGCCUGUCCCACUCCAGCACCCUAUGACCCGGAACCCCUCAGUCGCUGUUCCACCCCUCGCAACAUUCCCCUUUGUGAUAUUCCUGCUCCUUUCCCAAACCUGCUGACCCAUCGGCCUCCAUUGCUGGUGUUCCCACCUGCACCAGCGCAAUGCUCACCCAACUCAGACGAGUCGCCCCUCACUCCUCUAGAUGUGACCAAGCUGCCAAUGCUGGAGAACCAGCAGUACAGUAAAUCCCCCACAUCCUCCACAGAGCCCCCUUCUUCAGCACAUAUCCGCAGGGAGCUGACCGCCACUCCGACCCUCACCGUAUCAGGACGUUCUUCAGCUCCUCCUCUGCCCUGUACACUGUAUAAAUCAUCUUCUUCAUCAAACUAUCAGCGCAGCCACUCCGCCUGUCCUUCACCGGUCAGUAUGGGCCGCUGUUUGACCCCACUCAGCCUCAUGCGCACACCCCCCUUCGACGCUCCAAUGCCUUUUCCAGGGGGUCUGCCUCGCAGUGCCUCGGCCACACCUCAUGGGAAAGGAUCCCCACCACAGGACAGUGCUGGACGACUACAUGGCUCCAUGCAAAAUGUGUCAACUGGACGUUCUAGGACCCCUACAAGCCCUCUAGAUGAACUCACCAACUUGUUCACCACAGGCAGGAAUAUGCUAAAGAAGAACACAAGUGGCAGGAAGUCAAAAGAGCCUGGAGAAACUGAAUCAAAGAGCAAAUCCCACAAUGAGUCCAAGCGUGAAGGUAAAGAAAGGCACAGCCAUGGACACAGCAAGGACUCGAAACGAGAAUCAAAGGACCGUCAUGGACACAAAGAGUCCUCUCACCGGAGGGACAGAGACAGAGACAAGGACAGAGACAAGGACAGGGACAAGGACAGGGACAAGGACAGGGACAAAGACAAAGAAAGGGACAAGGAUAAAGACCGUGACAGGGAGUCUCUGUCUCAUCGCCGCAACAGUAAAGACCGGACUUUAGAUCCUCCACUGGUUCGCAAGGACAGCAGGGAUCAGGGCUGCAGCAGUGUUGAGCCCAUUCCUGUCAGACGGGACUCCAAAGACAGAGGCUGCAGCUCAUUGGAACCUGCCGCUAUGGUCAGGAGAGAUUCCAAGGACAAAGGGGCGAGCAAUGGUGAUAUGAUGGUUCGAAGGGACAGUAAAGACAGGAGCAGUGGAUUCUGUGUUGACCUAGGAUCACGACAGGAUAGCAAAGACCGAGAGAAACCGUCUGAUCACCCACCAGAACUCUUGCCGAAGCAAGAGAGUAAAGAGCGGCUUAGAAAUGGAGUGGACUGUAGACAUGAGAGCAAAGAGAGACUGCGGGACCAGGCACCUGAACUUUUACCCCGCCAGGACAGCAAAGACAGACAAAGGAAUGGUUUGGACUCACAGUAUGAAAACAGAGAUAAGCCACCUGAACUUCUGCCCAGGCAAGAUAGUAAAGACAGAUCCAGAGGGGGGCUGGACUACAGGCAAGACUAUAGACCUGAUUUGUUACCAAGGCAGGACAGCAAAGAAAGAAUGAGGAGUGAAAUAGAACAUAAGCAUGAAGGUAGAAUAGACCAACCACCUGAGAUUCUCCCUCGACAAGAAACAUCCAGAGGUCAUAAAGAGAAAAAUGGCUACAGUUCUGAGUCCAAACAGGAUAUGAGGAGUUGCCACAAUGGAGGGGAUGUGCCGCCUCCUCUUUUGCCCAGACAGGACAGUCGAGACCUGGGCAGAACAGGUCUGGAGGUGAGACGAGACAGUGCUGAUCGAAAUCUGAACGGCUCGGAUAAGCACCACUACGAUGUAAAACACACAAGGAGCCCCACCGCACGAGAGUACCGGGGUGACAAAGAGCGAGUAUACAGGUCAGAUGGCACGCCACGACGAGAGCACAGAGGAACUAGUACAACGGACCCGACCAAAGCACAAGACAGGAACAGUAGCACAAUGCAAGGGCAGUCCUCGUCUACAACUACACCUACUCGCCAAGGAAAACCCAGUGGAAGCCCAACAAUGCCAGAAAUGAAAGGAACUCCCAAAUAUGGUCACUCACCCUCUGUGUCGGCUAACCCUUCUCCAAUGGGAACCCCACAGAGAAAAGUUUCAGAAACACAUAGUCAGAUGCCACAGAUGCCCUGGGUUUGUGGGGACUCAACAAUGCUGGAGCAGAUUGAGAGGAAACGCACUCUGUGCCAGGAGAUUCGCUCCCGACAGCACCCAAAACUGCAGAAGUCUCUGGAGAGACGGUCCCCAGAUCGCAGUGAUGACAAGAAUUUGGAGCACAAUCAGUGCAAGCAGGAAAGCACAUCUGUCCUCCCAGGCUGGGGCAAGAACAACGGGGCCAAAAAGAUCCGUCCACCCCCUUACCCCACUCAGAAAACAGUGUUUUGGGACACAGCCAUCUGA